Molecule: messenger RNA, 1433 nt
Organism: Momordica charantia (bitter melon)
Lineage: Eukaryota; Viridiplantae; Streptophyta; Magnoliopsida; Cucurbitales; Cucurbitaceae
Product: WAT1-related protein At3g28050
Cellular component (GO): membrane
Molecular function (GO): transmembrane transporter activity
Source: RefSeq, a predicted model, not a curated record
ACUUAUAUAUGCCCGAUUUGGCGACUCUGUUCUUCAACGACAGAGUGAACAAAAAACAGAGGAAAGCAAUUCCUAAUCCUCUGUAUAAAAUUUCUUCCUCUGUGGCCCUAAUCAAUUAGCGAGAGAGAUGGCGGGAAGAUAUUUGGUGGACGGCGUUCUGCCAUUUCCGGCGAUGGUAACGAUGGAGUGCAUCAACGUCGGUUUAAACACUCUUUUCAAAGCCGCCACCGCCGCCGGCAUGAGCCGCCACGUCUUCAUCGUCUAUUCUUACUCCGUCGCCGCCCUCCUCCUCCUCCCUUCUCCCUUCAUCUCUCGCAGAUCAACACGACUUCCACCGCUCAAUUUCUCCAUACUCUCCAAAAUCGCUCUUCUCGGAAUCAUCGGGUCUUCUUCACAGAUAAUGGGAUACACGGGUAUCAAUUACAGUUCUCCGACUCUUGCUUCCGCCAUCAGCAACCUUGUUCCUGCUUUCACUUUCAUCCUCGCCAUCAUUUUCAGGAUGGAGAAAGUGGUAUUGAAAAGCAGUAGCAGUCAAGCAAAAGUGAUGGGCACCAUAAUAUCAAUAUCAGGUGCAUUUGUAGUCACUCUUUACAAGGGUCCAAGCAUCAUAUUCUCUUCAACAACCACAACCACAACAUCUCUUUCACUUAACUCCUCACCCUCAGAUUCUAAUUGGGUCCUUGGCAGCCUUCUCUUGACUGCUGAAUAUAUCUUGGUUCCACUCUGGUACAUUGUUCAGACAAAAAUCAUGAAGGAAUAUCCAGAGGAGGCCACAGUGAUCUUCUUCUACAACUUAACUGUGGCCAUCAUUGCUGCACUUGUAGGUGUGAUUUUAGAGAAGGAUUCAAGUGCUUGGCUUUUGAGGCAAAAUACAGCAUUGGCCUCUGUUUUGUGCUCUGGAGUUUUUGGGUCAUGCAUAAAUAAUACAGUUCAUACAUGGGCACUCCGCUUGAAAGGGCCGGUGUUCGUAGCGAUGUUUAAGCCGUUGUCGAUUGUUGUUGCUAUUGUAAUGGGCGUUCUGUUUCUUGGUGAUUCUCUCUAUCUUGGAAGUCUUAUUGGAGCAUCCAUUAUUUCCAUAGGGUUUUAUACUGUGAUGUGGGGAAAAGCAAAAGAAGAGGAGAUGGGUGAUGAAGAAGGCCAUACCCAUAAUCUCACUGCUAACAUGGAAUCACAUGAAGACCAGAAAGUACCUCUUCUUGGUACCUAUAAGACACAGAGAUACAGUUCAGAUCAUGUGUGAAAAGGCCAAGAAAAUUUAUCAUACAACUUUAAUUUUAUUUACCUUCAAGCUAUGGCUAUGGCCAAGCAUGUGGGAGGAAAUUGUACAAUAUGUUUGUGGUUAGAGUAUGUCAUAGGGCUGUAAAACUUUUCAACACUUUUGACCAUGUAUCAAUGAAAUGUGAGUUUAUGUAUAUAUACAUUACAAUUUCAAA